Molecule: messenger RNA, 4956 nt
Organism: Drechmeria coniospora
Lineage: Eukaryota; Fungi; Ascomycota; Sordariomycetes; Hypocreales; Ophiocordycipitaceae
Exons: 1
Coding region: 1-4956 (1651 amino acids)
Biological process (GO): lipid transport; transmembrane transport
Cellular component (GO): intracellular membrane-bounded organelle; membrane
Molecular function (GO): ABC-type transporter activity; lipid carrier activity; ATP hydrolysis activity
Source: RefSeq, a predicted model, not a curated record
AUGGCCCUCCUUCGCCAGAUAUGGACCCUCAUGUCCAAGAACUUCCGGAUACUGCUCCUGCGGCAUCCGAUCCUCGUCGCCGUCAUGGCCUUUCUCGUUCCCGUCGUCCUCUCCGCCUUCUUCAGCUUCGCCAAGAACCUCUUCGUGCCCCCGGCCACCUACGGCAUCGGAAGCUCUCACCCCGUCAAGACGCUGCCGCAAGCCUUCGACGUCGCCAAGGCAACCGACAGAACCAAGCUUGUCCUCGUCCGCACUCGCUCCCAGGAUGCCGAAAUCCAGCUGGUGCUCGACGGCAUCGCGAAGCAGACGACCGACUACGGCGCCCCGAUGACGGUCGUCUGGGUCGACGACGAGGACAAUCUCACCGUCGAGUGCCGAAGCACCCUGCGAGGCGUCACCAACUGUUUCGGUGCCCUCGUCGUGCGCUCCUCGCCUAGCCAGGGACCGGGCCUCAUCUGGAACUAUACCAUUUGGACGGAUGCGUCGCUCGCCGAGAGCCCGCUCAAGAUCAACAUUGACAGCGACGAGAAUCCCGAAGAGGUUUAUCUGCUACCCAUGCAGCGUGCCGUCGACUCCCUCAUCGCCUCCGUCAGCAGUUCGGCCCCCAGCGGCGUCCUCGCCCGCAACAGCGAGAUUCCCUUCACGAGUCUGACGCAAGAGGAGAGGGACCGUCGCGUCCGAAGGAUUUUCAACAACGCCAUCAUCAACUUCAUGGGCGUCGCCUUCGUCUCGACCGUCAUCUGGAUCACCUACCACCUGACCGGUCACAUCGCCACCGAGCGCGAGACCGGCAUGUCCCAGCUCAUCGACGCCAUGAUGCCUGUCCGGAAGCCCUGGAUGGCUCAGUCUGCUCGAAUCGUCUCGCAUCACCUCUCCUUUUCCGCCAUCUACGCUCCAGCCUGGGUGUUUGGAGCCGCCAUCCUGCGUUUUGGCGUCUUCGUCAACACGAGCCUUGCCAUCAUUCUCCUCUUGGAGAUCCUCGCCGGUCUUGCCUUUGCUUCCCUGUCCAUUUUCAUCGCCUCCUUCUUCCGAAAGGCCCAGCUGAGCAGCAUCACCGCCAUCCUCACCACCCUCCUCCUCGCCAUCCUGGCGCAGUCUCUCACCCAGCCCACCACCGUACCUGUCGUCGUUCUCUCCAUGCUCUUCCCUCCGUGCGCGUACGUGUACUUCAUCACCCUCAUGGCACGGUUCGAGAAGCAGAACAUGGCCACCAGCCUCGUCCAAACCCCCCCGGACAGUCCCUGGUCUGUACCCGGCAUAGUCUUAUGGGUCUUUCUCGCCCUGCAGAUCCUCCUGUACCCGCUUCUCGCCGCCUACAUAGAAAAGUUUCUCUACGGCACCGCCAUCAAAGGGCGCACCGUCCAGAUGAGCGAUGGCCGGGGCGGCGGUUUGGGCGAGGACGCCGUCCAGCUGAACAAGUUCACCAAGAUUUACUACCCGGGCAAAUUUGCACGCCUCCGCUCCCGCUUCAGGUCGGCCAAAAAUCACGCCCAACCGGUCGUCGCCGUCGACGAGCUGACCUUGAAGGCCGGAAGGGGCCAAAUCGUCGCUCUCCUCGGCGCCAACGGCAGCGGCAAAAGCACAACGCUGGACGCCAUCGCCGGUUUGCAUCGCCUGACAAGCGGAUCCAUCACCAUAGACGGCACCAGCGGCCUCGGCAUCGCGCCCCAGAGGAAUGUGUUGUGGGACGACCUCGGCGUGGAGGAGCAUUUGACCAUCUUCAACCGCUUGAAGUUGCCCCAGAACCGGGCCUCGCAGGAGGAGAUUGUCGAUCUGAUCAAAUCCAUCGACCUGCUCCCCAAGCGCAAGUCGCUUGCCAAGACCCUUUCGGGCGGGCAGAAACGCAAGCUGCAGCUCGGAAUGAUGCUGACGGGCGGGAGCGCCGUGUGCUGCGUCGAUGAAGUCAGCAGCGGCCUCGAUCCCUUGUCGCGUAGAAAGAUAUGGGACAUUCUCCUGAACGAGCGCGGCAAGCGGACUCUCAUCCUGACGACUCAUUUCCUCGACGAGGCUGAUCUGUUGGCCGAUCACAUUGCCAUCCUGUCCAAGGGCACCCUUCGCGCCGAGGGCUCGUCCGUUGAGCUGAAGCAGAAAUAUGGCGGAGGAUACCGAGUCCACCUCGGCAAGAACCGAGACACGCCGACGACACCGGACGUCCCUGGAGUCACCAAGAGGGAGGCGUUCGAAUCCAUCACGUACGUAGCUCCCACCAGCGCACUGGCGGCCCAGGUCAUCAGGACGGUAGAGUCCGCUGGCCUCACCGACUACCGCUUCUCGGGGCCGACCAUAGAGGACGUCUUCCUCGAGCUUGCGGAGGAGAUCAAGAAUGAUCCGGCCUUUCGAGGCAUCGAGAACAAGCUGGCCGUCGCCGAAAAGAUUGGUGACCGGGAGGACUCGUCCCGCACCAGUGAUGACCCAAGUCUCAAGCUUAUGGACGGCAAGCGAGUCGACUACUACAAGCAGGCCGUUAUUCUUUUCCGGAAGCGCAUGACUAUCUUCAAGAAGAACUGGUUCAUCUACGCCAUAGCCUUUGCAUUGCCCAUCAUCGCUGCUGCGCUCACCGCACUGUACGUUAAAGACAAGAGGCAAUUGGGAUGUUCGGCCUUGGACCAGACCUCCUCCUGGGGCACCGAGGACGCAUUCAGCCAGAUCAAGGAUAAGCGCAGCGUCAUGUUUCUCGCCGGACCAUCAUCCCGCCUGAAUACCCCCAUGAUCACGAGCCUGUUUCUUCCCAUCUUCUCUGGCUCUGGCAGCAUCGGCGCUCUCGGCCAGGCCGCCGUCAACAAUACGCACCUCGUCGACACCUACGAUGAGUUCACGCAGUUCAUCACCGACAACCGCAAGAAUCUCACCACCGGUGUCUGGCUCGGCGACGACAGCAGCCCGCCGACCGUUGCUUGGGUGGCCAACCUUUUUGUCACCAGCCCCAUCUUGGCACAGCAGUUUCUCGACGUGAUUCUGACAAACACCUCCAUCGGGACCACCUGGUCGGCCUUUGACAUCCCCUUCAAUCCAGGCAUCGGCGACGCCCUCAAUCUCGUCAUCUACAUGUGCAUCGCUUUGGCCUGUUAUCCCGCCUUCUUCGGCCUCUACCCGAGCGCCGAGCGCCGGCGCUUCGUCCGCGCCCUGCAGUUCUCCAACGGUGUGCGGCCAUUUCCGUUGUGGAUGGCCUACCUCCUUUUCGAUUUUUCCAUUGCUCUAGUCGCUUCAGCCCUCGUGACGGGUAUAUGGGCAGGCCUAUCAAGCAUCUGGUACCAUCUCGAAUACGUCUUUGUCAUCCUGUUUCUGUACGGGCUGGCGUCGAUCCUGCUCGCCUACUUCGUUUCCCUGUUUGCCAAGUCGCAGCUGGCUUCUCUCGCCUGGGCCACCGGUUACCAGGCUGUCAUGUUCCUCGGUUACCUCAUCACCUACGUCUGCGUCAUCACCUACGUCAGCGUCAACAAGAUAGACUCAACCCUGCUCCUGGCUCACUUCAUCUUUUCGGCCUUCGCACCCAUCGGCUCUGCCAUGAGGGCCCUCUUCAUCUCGACGAACCUCUUCUCGACAGCUUGCAACGGCCAGCGGAUCUCCGAAACCCCGGCGAGCUUUACCAUGUACGGCGGCCCCAUCACGUACUUGAUCAUCCAGUGUUUCCUCCUCUUUGGUCUCGUCCUCUGGUUCGACAGCGGCUCUGUCGGCUCCACCGUCCGCCCCCUCUUCCAGCGUCGCGAUAAAAAAAGAGCAGGGGUCAACGACGACAUCGACGAAGCGAUGGCCAACGAGCUGACGCGCGUCACCAGCACCGGCAUCCACGAGGAUGGUCUGCGGGUGAUGCACUUGACCAAGUCUUUCGGCAAGAACACGGCUGUCGACAACAUCACAUUCGGCAUCAAGCGAGGUGAAGUGUUCGCACUUCUGGGGCCCAACGGCGCCGGCAAGUCAACAACCAUAUCUCUGAUCCGCGGCGAUUUGAAGCCCAGCCGCCGCGGAGGAGAUAUUUACGUCGAGGACAAGUCGGUGACCAAGAAUCUCGCUGCCGCAAGAGCACACCUCGGCGUGUGUCCCCAGGUUGAUGCCAUCGACCAGAUGACGGUCCGCGAACACCUAGAGUUCUACGCCCGCAUCCGAGGAAUCGCCGAUACGAACCACCAGGUCUCGGCCGUGCUCCGCGCCGUCGGUCUAGAGCCGUUCGAGACACGGAUGGGACACGCGCUUUCGGGGGGCAACAAGCGCAAGCUUAGCCUUGGAAUCGCUCUUAUGGGAAACCCAACUGUCGUCCUUCUCGACGAACCAUCUUCUGGCCUCGAUGCCGCCUCCAAACGCGUUAUGUGGAAGACGCUCGCGGCCACCGUCCCCGGCCGCUCCAUUCUGCUAACGACGCACAGCAUGGAGGAAGCCGACGCUCUCGCUGGCCGGGCUGGAAUUAUCGCUCGUCGGAUGCUCGCCCUCGGAACGCCGGACGACCUCCGCCACCGCUUUGGCGACGCUUUGCACGUCCACCUCGUGUCUACGACGGCCCCACGCACGUCAGAUGCCGAGAUGCAGCGCAUCACUUCCUGGAUCCAGGAGGUCCUCCCGUCAGCCACCCUUGACACCAAGACAUACCACGGACAGUUGCGCUUUUCCGUCCCUGCCCGCGACGUUGCCGAUGCCCUUUCCUCCUCGGACAAGACAACCGUCGGCAACAUCGAGACUGUUGAUACCCUCGAGACUGUCGAUACCCUCGACCCUGACCCCGGCGUCAUGCACGACCGCCCCGCCGAGGCCGCUUCCGCGAGCCACGACGGCGCGGCCAUCGGCCAGCUCGUCGGCCUGCUCGAGGAGCAUAAAGUCCAGCUAGGAGUGCAGUACAGCGUCAGUCCAACCACGCUUGAUCAGGUAUUCUUGACCAUCGUCGGCAGGCACAACGUGCGUGAGGAAAAUUACGAGGAGAAGAGGCAGAAAGCUUGGUCCAAGCUGUGGUGCUUGGGCCGCUCGUAG